Anolis sagrei ordinatus is the source of this 4449-nucleotide messenger RNA. It is a transcript of the gene METTL15, whose product is annotated as methyltransferase 15, mitochondrial 12S rRNA N4-cytidine. NCBI's taxonomy places the organism in Eukaryota, Metazoa, Chordata, Lepidosauria, Squamata, Anolidae. Gene Ontology annotation, molecular function: rRNA (cytosine-N4-)-methyltransferase activity. Gene Ontology annotation, biological process: rRNA base methylation. The record is from RefSeq and is a predicted model, not a curated record.
AGCCCUCUAGUGACGCAACGGGGGAACCUGCGGCGUGGCGCACCGGCCUCGCAGCGCGGGUUGUCACUUGAUAACAGGAUUCAUAUUUGCCCUUCAGCCAAGCUUUACUACAACAUGCCUCAGAUUCCAUAUUUAUACAACAUCUGCAAGCGUAUUCUUUUUCACAGUUUUAGUAAAUGUAGUUCAAAUUGUUUAAAUAGAUGCAUCCAAAACAUACACUCUUCAUUAGCCAGUAAAUGUGAAGCUCAAGAAAAAUCACUACCUUUGUAUGAUAAUGAAAACUUGCUACAUAGAGCAGACAGUGAGAACGAUCAACAAUUGCAUAUACCAGUUAUGGUAAAGGAGGUUGUGAAUUUUUUAGCACCACAGAAAGGACAGUGUAUUCUUGAUAUGACGUUUGGAGCUGGAGGCCACAGCAAGGCACUUCUGCAAAAAGAAAUGGAUAUUAAAUUAUAUGCACUUGACAGAGAUCCCACUGCUUAUGAACUAGCUCAGCGGCUUUCUGACUCUUACCCGCAACAAAUACAGCCUCUUCUAGGACAAUUUAGUCAAUUAGAAGCCUUGUUAACGUCUGCUGGUGUCCAGCCAGGGAAUCUUGAUGGUGUUCUUUUGGAUGCUGGUUGCUCAUCCAUGCAACUUGAUACCCCAGAAAGAGGGUUUUCCCUACGAAAAGAUGGCCCUCUGGAUAUGAGAAUGGAUGGUGGCAGGUAUCCUGACAUGCCCACUGCUGCUGAUGUUGUGAACGCUUUAGAUCAACAGGCACUUGCGUCCAUCCUGAGAACGUAUGGGGAGGAGAGGCAUGCCAAGAAAAUAGCUUUAGCAAUUGUUCAGGCACGCAGCGUCUACCCCAUCACCCGAACUCAGCAGCUUGCCAGCAUUGUUGCAGGUGCUUUCCCUGAUGUGGCUUUGUAUGCUCGAAAAGACUUGCUUCAAAGACCUACUCAUGUGGCUACCAAAACUUUCCAAGCCUUGCGUAUCUUUGUCAACAAUGAAUUACAUGAACUGUAUGCAGGACUGCAGACAGCUGAGAAGUUUCUAAAACCUGGUGGACGAUUUGUAGCUCUUUCUUUCCAUUCCUUAGAGGACCGCAUCAUCAAAAGGUUUCUUCUCGGAAUAGAUAUUUCAGAAAAAUUCAACCUCAGUGUAAGACAGAAGAUCAAGCAAAUAGGAAAGGAUUCUGCAGAACUGGAGGAGGAGGAGGAAUUUUCUAGUGGAAAUGUUAACUCAAAAUGGAUAGGUAUACAGAAAAAAGUGCUUACUCCUCAGGCUAAGGACCUUCAAGAUAAUCCAAGAGGACGUUCUGCAAAGCUAAGAGGAGCUAUCAAGUUGUAAAUCAUUUUUGUCUAUGUAGAAGUAUCCUUAGAGUUAUUCAGCUAUUAAAGAUAAGUAAGAGAUAGAUACGUUUAUGUUUUAAAAGGUAGUUGUCUACCAUUCUAUAUAAAAGUACACUUUAUUUUCAGUGUAAUAUGAGUACUGAAGAAGAUAAGACCACGUGGUAAAAUAGGACUUAGAACUUAAAUAUCCUGGUGAAUAUAUUUUGAUUUGUUGCGGAAAAUUUCCUUCAAAUAUGUUUUUUCUUUGUGGUGUCUGGGAAUACACACAUGUGGAGUUAAUGCGCCUGCACAGGAAUCAAUGGAAAUUUCUCAGGCUAUAUUUUUGAAUUUUGGCGGUAUGCCUGCCCAUUCCUCCCAAGGGUAUAAAGGGCCCCCUGGUGGUACGCUCCCCAGUUCGCUUUUUUUCUGCCACAGCAGUGACUUCAGAGCUUCUUACAAGUCAGCUCUGGCGUCCUUUUCAAUUGGGACCCAUGCCUUUUUAGUCUUCUAACAACAUUCCACCUCAAUGCGGUGGUUUUUCCAGCAGUCAUUCGUCCUUUUCACAGCAUUGGAGCCAUUCAUCUUUGCCCGGCUAGAGACUUGCCAAACAACCGCGCCAUAUUCCAGCCUCCCCUCCGCUUUGGGAGGGGCUGUUGCUGAAGACUGCUGCCGCCCGAUACUCAAUCGGCACCCGGCUGAAUCCAAGAGGUUUUCAAACCUUCUGAUUGGAGUUAAAGGAGCUCUAACGGCCCAAACCUCAGACUUCUCCCCUUACUGUCCGCGUUGGAUAACAAACGGAUGGGAGCCGGCUCCACCUCCCAAGCGGGAAGAUCCUCCCGUCAGCCAGAUCACAAAAGGCCUCUUUCAGAGGCCCCCGUUCAAUUUUUCUGUAAUUUUCCAAAAAGGGGUGCCUGAAAACCAGGUAGACUGUGUCCCGUUCACUUACAUCAGUUCUGACCAGAACCAAGAAUGUUUUUGAGUGGGACAGGAGAUGUUUGCCUUGUCAAAUGCAUUCUUUUGCUUUCAUUAGUUUUCCAUAACAUGGCAGGAAUAAGUGGAUUUGCAGUUGUGAUCUGGAAAGUUGGAUGCCAUUUGCUCUGACACUGUAUUUUGUAUGUGCUCCAUCAUGUUUUGUCAAUCAAGCAAGAGUGCCUUCUUGACUCUACCAUUGUGACCCAGUGUUUGUUGGUAAAAAGCCAUUCUGAGUAAUUUUGCAUCUAUUGAACUUCCCUAGGAAGCAGCUGAAGGCCCCAAGGAGCAUUAUGAUAUUAGUGUAGGUGGAUCAGCUUAUUAUUUGUUAGUAAAGGUACUUAUAAAUGGUUUUUCCUCCCACCAGUGUUCCCAAAGUGAUGUUGACUAAAAUGACAGUACUAAAACAAAACAGGCGAAGCCCAUUCUUUGAAAGCAAUUGUAAACAAUUUAAAAAACCAAGGGUCUGACAUAAUAAUAGUUAUGAAUGUCUGUUUGAAAACUCUUUAAAGAAUAGAGCCAAUAAGUUAAGUCAUUCAUGUGUGUGUGUGUGUGUGUGUGUGUGUGUGUGUGUGUGUGUGUGUGUGUAUGCAUGUGUGUAUCUAUGUCUCUUUUUUGGCAAAAGCAAUAUAUUGCCUAACAGAUUAUUGUAGCCAAUAGUAUAAUUUUGUGGUGUAGAGCUUAUACCUCUUUUCAAACUCCAUUAUUAUGCCUGGAUGAUAUCCAAUACCUUUUUCCUGCACAUGCAAAUACUUCAUCAAAGUGUUACAUGAACUGGUCCACAACACCUUUCAUUACUCAUUACAACUUCAUUAUGGUAGGUAUUCUUUGAACUAGUUGCUCCACUAGUGCAAACUUAUUUGGCCUACUGCUCCCUUUAAAAAAAAAAAACACCUCAGUCCCCUCGCCCGGGAAUCUACCUUUUUAAUGUGAAAAAAAGAAAGAUGUGACAAAUUUGUAUUCAUUUAUGUAUCUGUAGCUCUAUCUAGAAAGAAACAUGUUUUUGUAAAUAAAAAAACUUGAAGCUUGAAAUUACAAAGUGUGAUGCAAAUGUUACUAUGGUUGAUUUUAAUAAAUACAGAAAAUUAAGAUAACAAAAAUUAAUAAAAAAUACUAAUAACAUUAAAAAUAAUGCUACAUGAGAAAAAUGAACCUGGCCCACUGCUUUCAAUGUAAUAAAGUUCAGGUCUGUUUUUGUCAAUAGCAUGAAUUAAAUUUGUAAAUUCUUAAUCCAGUUGCACUAUUAACUGCUUGUCAUAAAAUUCAGAAACAAUUUGAAUUAGAUUUCAUACAUGUUGCCUGUUCAUAGUAUCAUAAACAAGUCAUGAUAUGCUGAUGCAUGCUGAACUUCCCAACAAUACCCAAAAUGUUUGCUUGCUAAGUCACUGAUUGAUUAUAACUUGUAUUUUGUGUGUUUAUUUGGAAAAUAAAGUGAUCACUUCAACUUUAACUCUAUGUUGCACAACAGAUGAAACAUGUACAAAUCAUUUUUCACAUUUUUCUUCCUUACGUUUCCACCAUCCUUUUAUUUUUAUUCAGUGCCUUUAGUUGCACCCCAGGCUAUUACUGCCCUCCUGGAUUGCUCCAGUGCCCCCAGAGAGCAAUACUGCCCACCUAGGGAAGCUAGUGUUUGCACGGGGCAGCACCUGGAAAAUAAAAUUUACAAGCAAAAUUGCUUUUGAGAUACCAGAGUUGCAAUGAAGGCAUAUUGGAAAAGAAGUAGGAACCCAUUUGCUUUAUCAGUAUAAUUAGAAAUGUGUUCUAGUUACUUUCAAAAGUAUAAUUUAAUAGCUUAAGGCACUCUCAGAUGCAUUUUGACAUGAGGUUUUCAACAGUAAUGUCAUCCAUUUAACAAUCAUUUCCUUAUUGAAAAGUUAUAGGAAUCAAUAGUAGAACAACAAGCAACACAUGAAUGUGAGCAGUAUCCCCCCUGCAAUUUUGCAACAAGUCAUGGCAAAGGGUUAUUUUUCAAACGCGGUUACCAAAUGAACAGAAGAUAUUGCUUAUGUUUAUAAUUACAUUAUUCAAGAAUGUUUUAAUUGGUUUCCAACUGUUUGUUUUUAAAUGGAAUAAAGUAUAUUUUGUGUUAUUUAUGAAGUUGAUUUUAUUGUAAACAGUUAAAGAUAAAGAGCUGGAUAUAGAUUUUUAAAUAAAUGAAAAGACAGCA